CAAUCCGAUGCUUUCCGAACAUCCAAACACUCCCAUAGUGCUUCCCCUCGAUUUAUCGCCUCAAAACCCUAUCAAAACCUUGCUCGUCUUACUCAACCCUUCGUUCCAUCUUCACAAAACAAUGGCAGCAACCAUAGCCCGAUCAAUCCUGACCGUCCGUUCAGCGUCAUCGUCCUACUCCUUCCUCUCCAAACGCCUUCUCUCUUCCACUUCCACCAUUGCCAAACCCCCACCCCUCCCGGGCUUCGCCCGAACCACCACCGUCACCCGUUCCACGGUCUCACUCUCUAACUUGCUCCGAUUCGCCCAUCCCUGCGCGGUUCGAUUGAACCCCGUUCGAUGCAGAGUGAACCGGUCUGGUGGGUCGACUUAUUCGCCGAUCAACUCUUCCUCCAACUUCGGCGAACGCCCACCCACCGAGUUGGCUCCGUUGUUUCCAGGUUGUGACUACGAGCACUGGCUUAUUGUCAUGGAUAAGCCUGGUGGUGAAGGUGCUUCGAAGCAGCAGAUGAUCGAUUGCUACAUUCAAACCCUAGCUAAGAUAGUUGGAAGUGAAGAGGAAGCAAAGAAGAAGAUUUACAAUGUUUCUUGCGAGAGGUACUUCGGGUUUGGAUGCGAGAUUGACGAGGAAACUUCAAAUAAGCUUGAAGGUUUGCCUGGAGUUCUUUUUGUACUUCCUGAUUCUUAUGUCGAUGCUGAGAACAAGGAUUAUGGAGUGCCUCUGAAUCCAUCCGACUAUCUUCAGUUGUGUGAAGAGGAAGCAAAGAAGAAGAUUUACAAUGUUUCUUGCGAGAGGUACUUCGGGUUUGGAUGCGAGAUUGACGAGGAAACUUCAAAUAAGCUUGAAGGUUUGCCUGGAGUUCUUUUUGUACUUCCUGAUUCUUAUGUCGAUGCUGAGAACAAGGAUUAUGGAGCUGAGCUGUUUGUGAAUGGAGAGAUAGUUCAAAGGUCUCCUGAAAGACAAAGGAGAGUGGAGCCAGUGCCCCAGCAACAUCGAGACAGGCCAAGAUACAAUGACCGAACCCGCUAUGCCAGGCGCCGUGAGAAUAUGCGGUGAACCAGAAACCCCACUCGAGUGAAGAUAUUGACUGUCAGCUAGAUAAUUAGGAUGAAAAGCUUCGUUAUGAUGUGGUUGUAUCUAUAUUAUCAUGUUGAUGUUAGAGUGUGCUUGGUGUUUAUUGGACAAUAGCUGAAUGAACUUGAACUUUCUCAAUAUCAGGCACUUCUGGGCCAUUGUGAAUCUGUGAUAGUUCUUGAUCUGUAAAACUCAUGGCUGGCAUUUCUUGUCCGGUCUGUUACCUUGAACACACACAUAUGUG
Messenger RNA from Ilex paraguariensis (yerba mate), 1319 nucleotides. The record is from the annotation of a GenBank genome assembly. NCBI's taxonomy places the organism in Eukaryota, Viridiplantae, Streptophyta, Magnoliopsida, Aquifoliales, Aquifoliaceae.